Molecule: messenger RNA, 1047 nt
Organism: Aspergillus fumigatus Af293
Lineage: Eukaryota; Fungi; Ascomycota; Eurotiomycetes; Eurotiales; Aspergillaceae
Product: putative complex I intermediate associated protein (Cia30)
Biological process (GO): mitochondrial electron transport, NADH to ubiquinone; mitochondrial respiratory chain complex I assembly
Cellular component (GO): mitochondrion
Source: RefSeq, a predicted model, not a curated record
AUGUUUCCCACGGCUAGGUGUCUGUCCGCCAAACCCGCAGGAUUCAUCAAGCGCAGCGCGGAGGAGCUGAGCCGUCUAUCGAGGAUCGCCUGGAACUCCGAAGGUCUCCAUACUCCUACGAAGCCCUACACUCUCCUCGACUUUGAAGAUGAAUCCACCGUCGCUGGGUGCAAAACCAUGGCCGACCGUGCCGUUGGUGGAUUCAGCACUGCCAAUCUUGACUAUGUCCCUGCAGACCCUUCGACGAACACACCUGCCCAUGCGAGGUUCCACGGGAGCAUUUCAACGAAGCUACCUAACAAUUGGCGAGUGGAGAGGACGGGAUAUGCCGCUUUUCGCAAUAAGGACCGAGGUUUCUGGCUCUUCGGCAGACUAUACUGGGAUGUCGACCCAUACUCGUACCUUGCCCUUAGAGUGAAGUCCGACGGUCGGCGAUACACCGUCAAUAUCCAGACAGACUCGAUCGUCGAGACGGAUAUCCACCAGCAUAGAUUAUAUACUCGUCAUCACCGUGUGCGAAACCAGACCUCUCGUGAUGAUCUUCCCUCAUACCCGCCGCAAGCAGUCGAGUCACCAGAGCUCGCAGAAACUCUCUUCCCGCGCGGAAUUCCUUCUUCGCUCUCCGACGUCCCCCCCGAAUCGACGAUCAUGUACUCUUCUGCAACAACAUCCGGUGGCACGGGCUGGGAGACCAUCCUCCUGCCAUUCCACUCCUUUGUUCGUACGAACCACGGCCUUGUGGUCGAGCCGCAAACAUCUCUUCUCCGACAGCGAGUGAAGAGUGUCGGUAUCGGUCUUACGGAUCGAGUCGAUGGUCCUUACGACUUGCGAAUCCAUCGUAUCUGGGCUACCAACGGGAUCAGCGAAGAAGAGUUCGAGGAUGAGAAGCGGAUCUGCGGUGCAGAUGCGCUGCCUAUUGAUGAGGGAGUCAGAACUGGCUGGAGGGGUGACUCUCCUUCCGAUCAUCCCGAGGACAAGGGUAGUCAACCGGGAGGAGGAGGGAAGACGAAGGGUUUGAAAGGGUUGCGCUCGGAGUGGGAACAAUGA